CAUGAGAUUCAUGGAAAGAUGGGCACACUUGGCUGUUGCUGUUCUUGCGACCUCACUUGUUGUGCCUUGCUACGCUGAACCACCAGUCAGCUACUUGCCACCAUCAACGAGUUAUGGAACUCCAAAUCUAGGAGGAGGUGGUGGUGGUGGUGGUGGUGGAUUUGGUGGAGGUGCUCCCUCUUCUUCAUACGGUGCACCUUCCGUGUCCUACGGAGCCCCAUCGGGAGGGGGUAGCUUUGGCGGUGGUGGUUUCGGAGGUGGUCGUCCAUCAUCUAGUUAUGGAGCUCCCAGCUCUGGAGGAUUCUCAGGUAAACCUCCAGAUUCAUCUUCACUGCGGCAACUUCAAUGAACAAAGGAUUGAAUUAAUAAUGCGCCUCUCUUAGGUGGGUCCGGAGGUGGUAGCUACUCAGCCCCAUCUUCCAGCUACGGCGCUCCAUCUUCGAGCUAUGGCGCUCCCUCCAGGCCAUCAUCCAACUACGGGGCUCCCUCGUCCGGGGGAUCCGGUGGAUUCGGAGGCGGUUUUGGCGGUGGGGCUUCCAGACCGUCAUCUAACUAUGGGGCUCCCUCAUCCGGUGGAUUCGGAGGUGGAUUCGGUGGUGGCGUUUCAAGACCCUCGUCCAACUAUGGUGCUCCCUCGUCCGGUGGAUUCGGAGGUGGUUUCGGCGGUGGUGCCUCCAGGCCCUCAUCCAGCUACGGUGCUCCUUCAUCCGGUGGAUCCGGAGGAUUCGGAGGUGGUUUUGGUGGCGGCGCCUCAAGUCCCUCCUCCAGCUACGGAGCUCCCUCAUCCGGCGGAUACAGUGGGGGAUUCGGAGGUGGUGCCCCGUCGCAAAGCUAUGGUGCGCCGUCCAGGCCAUCCCAGAACUACGGAGCACCGUCAUCGGGUGGAUUUGGUGGUGGUUACAGUGGCGGAAGUAGCGGUGGAUUCGGCGGAUCCUCAGGAUCCUCUUACAACGCUCCAUCUGCGUCUUACGGUGCUCCGUCGAGCGGUGGUGGACAGAGCUAUGCCGGUAACGGUGGCUAUCAGUACUAAUAUCCCGGAACGAUCGUGCAGUGAAGCGAGCGAUACUGACCUCGACCUCUCUUCACUCGAUAUCCACAUGAAAAAGCACGUGGUCGCAUGUUUUUCAAUAAUUUUUUACCUUCUUCUCUCAUCCUCCUGAGAGCCCUCGCAACGGAAGAUCCACCGAGUGUUCAUUGAUGAAUGAAGAAAUUGGGGAACUGUAGGGGAGAAAAACGGUUGUCAAUGCUCGGGUUGUAUUCUUCAACUCGCAAAAGAAUUAAUCCGAGGCAUAACAUCGGAAUUCUUCGGAGACCUAUUUCUAUAUGAGAAAGGAAAAACUGGAUAACGGAAUGAAUAUCGAAGCAGGCGUUCUGUUCUCCGACGAGAGAGAAGAUCUAUUGCCGAAUGGUUGCAGAUAUGCCUGUAAUUUAUUUAUUUUGUAAAGAUGCUUUUUUGUACUAAUAAAAAUGCUGACCGCUGAAACAAA
Diachasma alloeum is the source of this 1487-nucleotide messenger RNA. Its product is annotated as pro-resilin. Gene Ontology annotation, molecular function: transcription coactivator activity. The record is from RefSeq and is a predicted model, not a curated record. Lineage: Eukaryota; Metazoa; Arthropoda; Insecta; Hymenoptera; Braconidae. Gene Ontology annotation, biological process: positive regulation of transcription by RNA polymerase II. The transcript has 9 exons. Gene Ontology annotation, cellular component: RNA polymerase II transcription regulator complex.